AUGAACCACGACGUUGCUGAAAUGAUGAUGUUCUCGUUUUCCGGCGUUGAAGCCGACGAAUUCGGUAAAGAUAAGGAUGAGAUAUUGCCUCUCUUGCUUCCGAAAGUCAUGGAAGGCCGCCCCAUUGGGUCGACGAGUCUCCUUCUGUGCCGACUGCCACCCGAGAUCUUGGGGAACAUUAUGGAUCUAAUAGCAGAUGACAAAGCUGCCCUUUCUUCCCUCGCCUUGGUGAAUAGCGACUGCAGGCAGUUAGCUCGCUCCUGCCAAUUCGCCAAGGUCUACUUCGAUUACAGCCCAAAUUCAAGGCGCUUGUUGCUCCAGCUCAUGAAGGAGGCGAUCGCCAGGCUUGGCCACGAUGAUCUAAGCAACACCACGCGGCCGCCGUUUAUUGGAUCUUGCAUUCGCAGAGUUGUGGUCAAGCCCCGCUCAGACUGGGUCGCUCAGGCGCAUAGCGAUCUCUAUAAUUCCAUUUGGGGGGACGCAGCCAACCGUCUCAGUUCGGAGCAUCGCAUCGCAUUGUCCAAGAAAGCGACUGAUGAGUACAUUUCGAUUUACCGCGAUCCCGUCCAGAUCGCCAUGAAAUUGGCAAUGCCCCACCUAGAGGCGCUGUUGUGGCAUGAUCGACUGUGUCUCGAUAGCGCCUUCUUUGGGACUGUUACAAAUCUGCCUAUUCGGCACCUUAGGCUGGCCGGAGUUCACAUUGGAGAGAUGUAUCGCCUCGAGCCGCCACUCGCGCCGCUUGUCGUGCCAUUGGAGUCGCUCUCUCUAAAAGUAGACCUCUGCGCCAACGAACGGUCUCAUAGGAGCGAGACAGGCAGCGAUGGCGAUGCCGCUUGCUGGGAGAACAGAAGCUUGUCACCCUUCAUACAAACCCUCCUACAGCGCUGUAGCACGACUCUCAGGCGUCUGACCUUGAGUUACGCGGCUUUUAUGGGAGAUAGUUCGCUUUCAUUCGAUGAAGACGUGUUCUUCCCCCAUCUCCGGUACCUCGAUAUCUCCAGAAACAUGAGCAUUCCUGAUGCACGAGUCUGGUCUUCGCUGUUUUCUGCACCGCUGAGACAUCUCUCUCUGCCAUUUCAGCGUUUGCCGGCCGGCCAACCCCUUCGUGACCUUGAGACGCUUGCCAUAUCAUAUCUCGAUGGCGGGAACAUGGGAACGGUACAGUCGAUAAUCGACUUCAUUUCACGUCACCCGCACGUUCGGAAACUCUCCAUUGGGAGAAGCACCCCCCAUCUCCUGGACUCCCAUCUUAUUCCACUACUCUCUGAUGGAAGAUGGUCGAACCUAAGCUCCCUUUCGCUAGCAUGGAGCGAAGUCAGCGAACCAGCGGCGGGAACACAACCAAACAUGGCUACUAUCUCGGCGGAUUCCCUAACUGCUGUUGGCAGCAUCGAAUCUCUGGAGCAGCUAUGCCUAAGUGCCGGCGAGCAAUUUGGCUGGCGUCACCAGUGGUUGAUCGACCAUAAUGCGACGACGCGUCCGGCCCCAUUGCGGAGGGGUAUUACGAGUAUCGGCGCGUGA
Molecule: messenger RNA, 1521 nt
Organism: Chaetomium globosum CBS 148.51
Lineage: Eukaryota; Fungi; Ascomycota; Sordariomycetes; Sordariales; Chaetomiaceae
Exons: 2
Coding region: 1-1521 (506 amino acids)
Source: RefSeq, a predicted model, not a curated record